Molecule: messenger RNA, 1485 nt
Organism: Coffea eugenioides
Lineage: Eukaryota; Viridiplantae; Streptophyta; Magnoliopsida; Gentianales; Rubiaceae
Product: transcription factor IIIA
Exons: 7
Coding region: 142-1260 (372 amino acids)
Biological process (GO): regulation of transcription by RNA polymerase II
Cellular component (GO): nucleus
Source: RefSeq, a predicted model, not a curated record
AGUACCGUCAGAUCAGAACUCUAAUUUCUCUUUCCACUCGCCGCCGCCGCCCCGCGGCCCUCCCUCCCGUCUCCUCGUCCCCGUCAAUUGUUGCAGUAGAUUGAAGACGAAAGAGAUUUCUCUUGCUCAGAAGAAGAAGAAAUGGUUGAAGAAAAAGAGAACAAAAGACCAGUGAUAUUUAGGGACAUAAGAAGAUACUAUUGUGAAUACUGUGGAAUCUGCCGUUCCAAGAAGUUCCUUAUCGCCUCUCACAUCCUCUCGCAUCAUCAGGAGGAAUUGAAGCAGAAAGAAGAGGAAAAUGGGCAAGCAAAAGAUGAGCCAAAAAUGAAUACAUGUGAACAUUGCGGUGUUAGUUUCAGAAAGCCUGCAUACUUAAGACAGCAUAUGCAAAGCCAUUCAUUUGAGAGGCCUUUUAAAUGUCUAGUGGCUGACUGUCAUGCAAGUUAUCGAAGAAAAGAUCACUUGACCAGACACCUACUUCAGCAUCAAGGGAAACUCUUUGAGUGUCCUCUUGAUAGUUGCAAAUGUAGGUUUGUUUACCAAGGAAACAUGAAGCGGCAUGUAAAAGAAUUUCACUAUGAUUCUUCCUCAAAUGAUGUUACGAGUCCAAAGCAGUAUGUGUGUACUGAAAUUGAGUGUGGAAAGGUGUUCAAAUUUGCCUCCAAAUUGCGAAGGCAUGAGGAGUCUCAUGUUAAGUUGGACACAGUGGAGGCAUUUUGUGCUGAACCAGGAUGUAUGAAGUUUUUUACAAAUGGUGAAUGCCUCAAGGAACAUGUUCACUCAUGUCAUCAGUAUGUUAUCUGUGAGACAUGCGGGACAAGGCAGCUGAAGAAGAACUUCAAGCGGCACCUCUGCUCACAUGAAGCAGGAUGUUCUCAAUCUAAAGUAAAAUGCAGCUUUGAGGGGUGUCUUCUCUCAUUCUCAAAUAAGUCGAACCUUAAUCAGCAUGUUAAAGCUGUGCACUUGGGGCUGCAGCCAUUUCCCUGUAGAUUUCCAUCAUGUGGCAUGAAAUUUUCAUUUAAGCAUGUGAGAGAUAACCAUGAGAAAUCCGGGCGCCAUGUUUUCACUCGAGGGGAUUUUGAAGAGUCUGAUGAACAAUUUAGAUCAAGACCUAGGGGUGGCAGAAAAAGGCAGUAUCCGGUUAUAGAAACAUUGAUGAGGAAACGCAUUGUUCCACCUUGUGAAUCUGAUCCAAUCUUGAAUGAGGCAUCUGAUUACCUAUCGCGGUUCUUCUCUACGGAAUCUGAGGAUGAGCUUUGAGUCGUGAUCAAGUUCCUGUUUUGUUAAAUCUACGCUGAAUGUAUAUUCUCUCGGUUAUUCUAGUGCCAUAAAAUCUCACCAAAGAUUUACCUUUUUGUAAUUAUAAGCAGAGGGGGUUAAGAAGACCAAAAAGAUGUGGAUGACCGAAUGUUAAUCUGUAAUGGUUAUGUUUAUGUCAUUCGUGCUUCAGUUCAAUGUAUUAAUGGAGAUAGAUUACCAGUUGAA